Molecule: messenger RNA, 3133 nt
Organism: Biomphalaria glabrata
Lineage: Eukaryota; Metazoa; Mollusca; Gastropoda; Planorbidae
Exons: 2
Coding region: 1177-2202 (341 amino acids)
Source: RefSeq, a predicted model, not a curated record
AUCUGUACUUAUAAGGAAACCCAUUCAGUUUAAUUUAAUUUGAAAAUAAAAUAAAGAAUAUGUUGCACAUAUACGAAACCCAAUAUGAUUGGUUUACUUCAUAGACUAUGGUUUACUUUAAUUUUAAAGUAAAAUUACAUUAAAUCAAUAAAUUAAAAAAUAAUAAUUUAGGUCUGUAAAACAUUACAAAUGAAAAAAAAAAUAGUGUCAGCAAAAAUAUAUAAAUAUAGGCCUAUAACCCGUACAUAUAUAGGAUAACGGUACCAUACAUUUGUGACACAAACAAACAAAAAAAAAACAAAUUAAAAAAAUAAAGAUUAAUUCAUUCUCAUUAUUUAUUUUUUAUAGCCUUUUAAAUAUUUUUUUUAUUACAUAAUAUAGAUCCAGAGUUUUCAUAUCAUUAGCGAAUGACUAGAUCUAUCACGAACUAUUAGGCCUACAUGAUACUACCGACACCGUCUAGCCGGUAGUGACCUUGUGACCUGAUUACCGUAGCGAUAGACAGCGCGGUGCUGCCACUUGCGUAACAUUCUUCAUAAGGGUCCUGCGAUGUAAAGUUUUACCGAAAGAGUUACUGGUAAAUCUAAGACUCUAGUCGAUCUAGAUAAAUCUAGUACUUCCACAACAAGUUCUAGAUCUAUAUCUUCAUCAACACCUAGCCCUACUAGAUCUAGAUCUGAUUCAUCUUCUGGACAUAAUAUUACGGCAGCAGUUGAAAUUGAGAAUGUGUCUACCGAAGCCAAUAAAAGUGAGGCAUUGGCAUCUAGAUCUAAGUCUAGUAAACUUCAUUUAGAUCUCAAUACCAGGAGUAAAAGUAAAAUUAUUGACAUUCCCAAAUUAGAUGUUGAUAAUUUAAUAUCCACCACUCCACACACUAACAGAACAAUAGUUGAAUUUGACCAACUUCAGGCCCUUAUACAGCCUUUACUUUGUCCUGGCUGCAAUAAGUCUUCAUUAAAAUUAAAUUCUGAUGAAAAAUGUCGCAAAGGCCUGUCUGUUAAACUUAGCAUUAACUGUGAAACAUGCAGGACAGUUGUAAGUAGCAACCAUACAUCAGGUUAUUCUAAAGAAAAUAAAAGAUAUUCUGUUAACAAUUCUGCAGUUCUAUCAUCAAUCUUAUGUGGAUUAGGUUCCUACACAUUUAACAAACUGUGUGAACAUUUAGACAUACCUGGAAUGUGUAAAAAAAACUUUCUAAAUAUUACUAAACUAAUUUACAAUAAAGGUGAUGAUAUCCGACAGGCCCUAGAACUUAAAACUGUUGACCUUAUUCGUCGAAAGCAUGCGGAGGAAAGUGGAGUUUCUAUAAACGAAGAAGAUAUCAUUGAUAUUGAUGUCUCAUAUGAUGGCUCGUGGCUAACCAGAGGACACACUUCACAUAUUGGAAUUGGAUGUGUUGUUGAUGUGUUAACAGGAUAUGUUUUGGAUUUCCACAUAGUUUCAACAUUUUGUUUGGUCUGUCAAACCACUGGCAGAAAGAUUAAAGAAAAAUCCCCAUCACAGUAUUCAGAAUGGUUUGAAACACACAAGCCUUUUUGUGAAAUCAACUACACAGGUUCAUCAGCUAUGAUGGAAACACAUGCCGCAGAGGUAUUAUGGCUGAGGUCAGUUACAAAAUUUAAGCUUCGCUACACAUCAAUGUUAUCUGAUGGAGAUGCUAAAUCUUUCAAAAGAGUAACUGAACUUAAACCUUAUGGUGACAUUCCCAUAGUAAAAGAAGAAUGUGUCAACCAUGUUGGUAAAAGGAUGGGAUCUGCACUUCGAAAUUUAGUUGCUGAUUGUAGCAAAAAAGGUACUUCUCUUGGAGGCAAAGGGCAUGGUAAACUAACUCAAAACACUAUAAAAAAGUUAACACUUUAUUACUCUAGAGCCAUUAGAAAGCACAAAAAUGUUUCUGAUAUGCAGAAAGCUAUAAUGGCAUCUCUUUAUCAUUGCUUGUCAACUGACAAAUCACCGAAACAUCAAUUGUGUCCAACUGGAUCUGGCUCGUGGUGCUUCUACAAUGCUGCUGUUGCUAAAAAUGAGACUCCUGGUCCACAUAGAAAGCUUCUCUGCACUCCUCUAAAUUAUAAGCUACUAGCUGACCACUUAAAACCAAUAUAUAAACGCCUCUCCGAGCCAGCCCUCUUACAACGUUGUUUGCUAGGUGCUACCCAAAAACGCCAACGAGUCUUUGCAUUCCAAGAUUUGGAGUACUUGUGAUAAAAAGAAAUUUUCUUCUUUGAACAAGGUAACAUUUUCAGUGAUAUCCUCUAUUUAUGACUUUAACUUUGGAUUUGCUGCUUCAAAAAUAAUGAAAAAUAUUCUGUUCUGCAAAAACACGUUUCAUGCCCAUCGUCUUGGUUUGAGUCGACAGAAUCAACGAUUAAGUGGGUCGGCGUAUAAAAAAAGUAAAGUGGUCAUGAGACGACUCCAGAUGAGGAAAGAUGCAAAAGCUCGAAGGGAACUUGAGUUAAGAGAUGCAGAGGGACCUACUUAUGAAGCAGGACAGUUUUAGCUGUUUUUUUUCUGCUUUUUUCUUCUUUUUUCAGAAAUCAACAAAUAUAAAUUUCACGUAGGUCAUUUAGCUGUACACAUGAUUUCUCCUAAACUAAUUGUUUGAUUUUAAUGAAAUUUGAAACACUUGUUCUAGACAUGAUAUACCUUACUUGUAUAAUGAAUUUUUGUGAAACUUUUUAAUACUUUUUUCUAAGUUUUCAAAUCUAUACUUUAAACUCAUUUUUCUCAAAAUGUUACUUUUUGCACAUAUCAUUAUGCCUUACUAGGAAUUUCUCCUAAACUACUUGAUAGAUUUCGAUGAAAUUUGAAACACUUCUUAAGGACAUCAUUUACUUUACUCGUACAAUGAGUUUUUUUCUAACUUUUAUUUACUUUUUUUUUAAAAGUAAUUUUAAUUAAUAUUUAUCCUGUUUUUUAUGCCUAAAAUAUAACUAAAAAUUCAAAAAUUUGUAAAAAAAAAACCAUACUUAAAUCUUUAAUUCUGACGUUGUACCAAUUUAGAGGAUCCUUUUCUCUUAUCUUUAAAUUCAAUUUCAUGUAAUUUUGAUCAAUAGUUUUUACAAAAUUCAGAGUUUUAAUUUGUAUACAAUAAACAAUAUGGCCGCCGUUACCAUGGCAACCAUCAUUCAAACAA